Messenger RNA from Actinia tenebrosa (Australian red waratah sea anemone), 3363 nucleotides. Its product is annotated as vacuolar protein sorting-associated protein 52 homolog. Gene Ontology annotation, molecular function: syntaxin binding. Gene Ontology annotation, cellular component: GARP complex. The record is from RefSeq and is a predicted model, not a curated record. Lineage: Eukaryota; Metazoa; Cnidaria; Anthozoa; Actiniaria; Actiniidae. Gene Ontology annotation, biological process: lysosomal transport; retrograde transport, endosome to Golgi; endocytic recycling.
AGGAGUUUCGAUCUUCAUUUCCGUAUAUCUUAAUGCUUUUCACACAGUUGAUUGGUGUAUACAUUCAAAACAAUGUAAAAUUCUAUGGUAAGCUGGCGAUUUUUAUAGACAACAAAACGUGAAUUAUCGAGGCUACAGCUUGCCUCCAGCGAGACCUAAAGAGGAUUUAGCACAUCUGAGUGAACCUUUAGCUGAGAAAUCACGAAUUUUUAAACAAAUUGUUGAUUCGAUGUAUUAAUUAAGAGUUUGAUAAAUGGCUUUUAUUGACAUUUAAAUUUCGCGCGUUACUUUAACUUUUCCCGCGAAGUCAUGAUAAGCUCGAAUUUUUUGAGGUUUUAUUUUUUCUCCCACAAAGAGCAGGUAUUCUUGUAUGGAUAUUGCAAAAGCAUUAACAACUGAUUCCUGAGAAAAUACGUAAUACGACAGGAUAUUGCAAAACAGGAAAAAUUUCAGCCUCCAAAAAUACUUGCUGGGGGAGGGGUGGGAAAAAUUUGUCGAGUAUGUGAGCCUUGUUACCCAGCGGUUACGAGCUCGAGUUUAUAAUCUAAGAUGGCGGAUGUUUUGAGUGAAGACACGUCAAUAAAUCCUCCAAUAUUACAACAACCCGAAGGGGAAGUGGCUCAAAAUGGCUCCGAUGAAACAGAAGAGGAUUUGAACGUUGAUAUUAACCUUGGUGAACUAGACUUGACAUCACAAGAUGAAUAUAUCUUGGACGAAGUCGAUGUUCACAUACAAGAAAACUUGGAGGAUGAAUUAGUCAAGGAAGCUCUGAAAGCUGGUGUAGAUCUUCGGCAGUAUUCCAAGCAAAUUGAGUCAGAUCUCCAUGAUGUAGAGAAUGCAUCAAUUUCUGACUACAUCCAAGAAAGUAAGAAUAUUGCUAGUCUUCACAAUCAAAUUGCUUCGUGUGAUACCAUACUAGAGAGAAUGGAAAAAAUGCUGACAAGUUUUCAGGGUGAUCUCGGUAGCAUUAGUUCAGAGAUUCAGACUCUGCAGGAACAAUCUCUGUCAAUGAAUAUCAAGCUCAAAAACAGACAGGCAAUCAGAGGAGAAUUGAGUCAGUUUAUUGAUGAAAUGAUGGUGACAGACUCUAUGAUCAGACACAUAUGUGAAACAGCAGUAACUGACCAAAGCUUCAUAGAACAAUUACAUGAACUUCACCACAAGAUUGAUUUUGUCAAAGAACAGUCCUUCAAGAACUCCUUGUCUUGUAAUGAUGUUGGAGAAGGAUUGGAGAAACUUAAAGUCAGGGCCGUGCAGAAAAUCAGGGAGUUUAUCCUUCAAAAGAUUUACUCCUUUCGUCGACCAAAUACCAAUUACCAAGUACCACAGAAUGCACUCCUGAAACACAGAUACUUCAAUGAGUUUCUGUUGGCACAUCACAGACAAGUCGCCAGGGAAAUCAAGGAUGAAUAUAUUGACACUAUGAGCAAGAUCUACUUUUCUUACUUCAAAAGUUAUAUUUCAAAGUUAAUGAAGUUACAGUAUGAGGAGGUUGCUGAUCGAGAAGAUUUAAUUGGCGUCGAAGAUAAUGCCAGGAAAGGGUUUUUCACCUCUAAGCCAGCACUCAAAAACAGAUCAACAAUCUUCACUCUUGGUAACCGUGGUAAUGUCUUGACAACURAACUUGAAGAGCCAAUUAUCGUGCCUCAUGCAGCACAAAAGAAUGAAAAAAGGUAUUCAUUUGAGAGCCUUUUUCGUAGCAUGCACUAUGCUCUAUUGGAUAAUGGCUGUCGAGAAUACCUCUUUCUCUCAGACUUCUACAUGGUGCAAGGAACUCAUGCUAAAGAUUUGUUUACUCAAGUUCUUGGCAAAACACUUUCGUUGUUUUUGAAACAAAUGGACACUUAUAUCGAGAAUUGCUACGACGCCAUCGGUCUCUUUCUCUGCAUCCAUCUCAUCCAUCGGUAUAGAAUCCUGAUGCAUAAGAGGAGUGUGCCAGCACUUGAUAAGUACUGGGAUACCUUACUAGAGAUGUUUUGGCCUCGCUUCACUAAUAUUGUGGAAAUGAACAUAGAAAGUGUGCAAGCUACAGAUCCACAGAGAUUAGGCAACAUUGAUACAAGACCGCAUUAUAUAACAAGACGAUAUGCUGAAUUCUCUGCAGCCAUUGUUAGUUUGAACGAGAGUUUCCCCGAAGAAAGGGUCAACAAAGUUUUAGCUUCUCUACAAGCCGAAGUGGAAAACUUUAUCUUAAGAAUGGCGGCCGAGUUCCCACUUCGUAAAGAACAGCUUAUCUUCCUGAUCAAUAACUAUGACAUGAUGUUAGCUGUCUUGAUGGAGAGGACGUCUGAAGAUUCUAAGGAAGUUGAAGGGUUUCAGCAGCUGCUUACAGCUAGGAUAGGAGAAUUCGUUGAAGAGGUUCUUUCGCCUGCCUUUGGUGGGAUGAUUGCUUUUGUCAAAGAAACUGAACCGCUGUUAGAAAGAGGGCAAGGCCAAGUGAUUAGACCAGACGAACGUCGAAUCCAGCAGCUCGUGCGUGGCUUUGCCGCAGACUGGAAGAAAUCCAUUGAGCUUAUAAACCAAGACAUCAUGAGGUCAUUUUCAAACUUUAAGAACGGUACAACCAUCUUACAGGCAGCAUUAACACAGUUAAUCCAAUACUACCAUCGAUUCCAGAAGAUUCUAUCUCAACACCCCUUCAAACGUCUGCCUAUCAGAAGUGAGCUCAUUAAUAUACAUCACGUGAUGGUGGAGGUCAAGAAACACAAGACAACAUUUUAAAAACCUUACAUGGAUGUUGAUCAUACGAAUAACAAGCUUUUGUUUGAACCCACGUAACCUCAUUCUGAAGCACUUGAACAUGAGGCUAUGUGGGAAAAAUAUAUCUAUCAUUUAGCCAAGAUGGCUGCUGGGUGAGAGAGGUCCAUGUAAACCUAUCACGUUCAUUCAAUCUACACAGCUUCAUGAUUUUGAAAAAAACAUUAUUCAACUCCUUUGUUAUUUUGCUCUAUUUAUAUGUUGUGUACACUUGUACUUCACUUUCUGAGAUGGCAUUUGACAACGUCGAAACAUGUCAAUUAAAAGUUUAAUGAUCUUCAUCAAAGUCAUAAUCAAGUUCUUGCUGCUUCGACCAUUUGGCUCUAAGAAAACAUUAAUUUUAUCAAAUCCUGAAACAACAUGUCAGUUCAGGUUGACAGGUUCAAUUUAUUUUUCUCUGGAUUUUAACUUUAAUUUUAAGUCUAAGACUUACGAUUCUUGACCGGGUAACAAAAAAUGUAAUACAAAUAUGCAGUUUAUUAUAAGAUCUUUUAGCUUCAUUACAUUUUCUAUUAGAUGAAUAUACAACAAUGGUUGCUAAUGGGGAAGAUCAAUUUGAUCCAUCUGUAAAUAUGCUAUAUAAAUAAAAUAAAAAUAUUAACUACU